Messenger RNA from Mirounga angustirostris (Northern elephant seal), 1094 nucleotides. It is a transcript of the gene TNF, whose product is annotated as tumor necrosis factor. The coding region runs from base 257 to 958 and encodes 233 amino acids. Gene Ontology annotation, biological process: immune response; tumor necrosis factor-mediated signaling pathway; positive regulation of transcription by RNA polymerase II. Gene Ontology annotation, molecular function: tumor necrosis factor receptor binding; cytokine activity. Gene Ontology annotation, cellular component: cell surface; membrane. NCBI's taxonomy places the organism in Eukaryota, Metazoa, Chordata, Mammalia, Carnivora, Phocidae. The transcript is spliced from 4 exons. The record is from RefSeq and is a predicted model, not a curated record.
AGCCUUUCCCCGCCCUCUUCUCACCCCAUGGGUAUAUAAAUGCAGCUGUUUGCACACCCAGCCAGCAGAAGCUCCCUCAGCGAGGACACCAGGGCACCAGCCAGGAGAGAGAGAAGCAACUGCAGACCCCCUGGAAAUAACCUCUCAGACGACACACCCCCAGACAAGCAGCCAGGCGAUUCUUUCCCUCUAAUACACACUGCCCCAGGGCUCUACCAUCUCCCAGCUGGACCCGAGCCCCUCUGGGAAGAACGCCAUGAGCACUGAAAGCAUGAUCCGGGACGUGGAGCUGGCCGAGGAGGCACUCCCUAAGAAGGCAGGGGGCCCCCAGGGCUCCAGAAGGUUCUUGUGCCUCAGCCUCUUCUCCUUCCUCCUCGUUGCAGGAGCCACCACGCUCUUCUGCCUGUUGCACUUCGGAGUGAUCGGCCCCCAGAGGGAAGAGCUCCCAGAUGGCCUCCAACUAAUCAACCCUCUGGCCCAGACAGUCAAAUCAUCUUCUCGAACUCCAAGUGACAAGCCUGUAGCUCAUGUUGUAGCAAACCCCGAAGCUGAGGGGCAACUCCAGUGGCUGAGCCGGCGUGCCAAUGCCCUCCUGGCCAAUGGUGUGGAGCUGACAGAUAACCAGCUAAUAGUGCCAUCAGACGGGCUGUACCUCAUCUACUCCCAGGUCCUCUUCAAGGGCCAAGGAUGCCGUUCCACCCAUGUGCUCCUCACCCACACCAUCAGCCGCUUCGCCGUCUCCUACCAGACCAAGGUCAACCUCCUCUCUGCCAUCAAGAGCCCUUGCCAAAGGGAGACCCCAGAGGGGACUGAGGCCAAGCCCUGGUACGAGCCCAUCUACCUGGGAGGGGUCUUCCAACUGGAGAAGGGUGAUCGACUCAGCGCUGAGAUCAACCUGCCUGACUAUCUCGACUUUGCCGAGUCCGGGCAGGUCUACUUUGGAAUCAUUGCCCUGUGAGGGGGCGGGACAUCCAUCCUUGCCCAUCUCAACCCCUUUAUUAUCUACUCCCUCUGACCCCCCUCAUCCCCUUCUGGCUUAGAAAGAGAAUUAGGGGCUCAGGGCUGGGCCCCAAGCUUAGAACUUUAAACAACAA